This is a messenger RNA of Equus caballus (horse), 5594 nucleotides long. It is a transcript of the gene RAB30, whose product is annotated as RAB30, member RAS oncogene family. Gene Ontology annotation, molecular function: GTP binding; GTPase activity. Gene Ontology annotation, cellular component: trans-Golgi network; Golgi cisterna. Gene Ontology annotation, biological process: vesicle-mediated transport; Rab protein signal transduction. The record is from RefSeq and is a predicted model, not a curated record. Lineage: Eukaryota; Metazoa; Chordata; Mammalia; Perissodactyla; Equidae.
UGCCGCUCGCUCCAGCUGAGCUAAGACUAGCAGCCGCACCAGGGCAGGGACUGACUCCAGCCCUUGGACUUAGGACAACGCAACAGCUUCUCUUGCGUGCGUGACUCAUUCGCACAUCAUUUCUGUUUAUGUCUGGGGUGGGGAGAAAAAUCCCAAUCCAGGAGGGACUUCUGGACAUGUUGAGUUUGAGGUUCCAGGAAGACAUCUAAGAUCUUUCUCUCACUCAUCCUGUCCGUGUGUGAUGCGGCAUGAUGGAAUAGAAGAAAGCUCUGCUGUGUAAAUGAGUAUGGAAGAUUAUGAUUUCCUGUUUAAAAUUGUUUUAAUUGGCAAUGCUGGUGUGGGGAAGACGUGCCUAGUCCGACGAUUCACUCAGGGUCUUUUCCCCCCAGGUCAAGGAGCCACAAUUGGAGUUGAUUUUAUGAUUAAGACAGUGGAGAUUAAUGGUGAAAAAGUGAAGCUUCAGAUCUGGGACACAGCAGGUCAAGAGAGAUUUCGGUCCAUUACCCAGAGUUACUACCGAAGCGCCAAUGCCUUGAUCCUCACCUAUGACAUAACCUGUGAGGAAUCCUUCCGUUGCCUUCCCGAGUGGCUGCGGGAGAUAGAACAAUAUGCUAGCAACAAGGUCAUCACUGUGCUAGUGGGCAACAAGAUUGAUCUGGCCGAAAGGAGAGAGGUCUCCCAGCAGAGAGCUGAAGAAUUCUCAGAAGCUCAGGACAUGUAUUAUCUGGAGACCUCAGCCAAGGAAUCCGAUAACGUGGAGAAACUCUUCCUUGACUUGGCGUGCCGCCUCAUCAGUGAAGCCAGGCAGAACACACUUGUGAACAAUGUAUCCUCACCCUUACCAGGAGAAGGGAAAAGCAUUAGCUAUUUGACUUGUUGUAAUUUCAACUAAAGGCUGAGGCAAAGAGAAACAAAAGGAAUCAGCAGCUGCCCUGAUGGGCCACGAAUUGCUAGGGAGAUGUGGCUAUGACUGUGGUUCCCGCUCUCGGACCUUCUGACUCCUGUGGGCUCCUGAGCUUACAAAGCAUGGCAGGCCAAGGGCCUUGUCCACAGGCCAGCAUUAGCAGAACAUAUAAUGGUUUCACCCUUUUGCAGUCUGGAGUCGGAGCAAGGAGAAAAUUUGCACUAGGCGCUCCAUGAUCUGCAGAGCAUGUUGCUUUUGUUUUUUUAAAAAAGCAAGUAAAAGCGCAUUCCUGAGCACAGCCCAGGGGGAAAUGUACUGUAGGGUUCCCUCCUGCACGUCAGUGGGUGCAUGAAGGGGCUGUUCUUUAGGGCUUCUGGGGGCCCUGGUUUUCUUGUCUACCAGACAAACCAAAACUGGGAAGGCCAAGUCCUGUCUCUGUGGUGCAUAUUGACGACCCCAUGGAGAUUUUCAAAAGUGUUAUUUCUCUUGUCCACAGGCACUUUCAAGAACUUUGGGAUGUAAAAAUGAAAUGAAACCUUUACCCAUCACCAACAGUAACAGUCAUUGUUUUAAUAAUAUAUCCAAGCUCCAUGACUCCUUUUGGUGCUAAUGAUUCCACUCUAUCACAGACCAAACGUUUUAGUACAUUGAUGUCCUUAAAUGUAUUACAUAGAAAUAAAAAAAAAAUAAGGGACGUCUAUGAAUCAGCACUCUUUCUCAAAGUCUCAUUACUACCUUUUCUAGGGUGGGUGUGUUGGAAAAAAGAAUACUUUCCUUUUAUGUUCCCCUCUAAAUCUCUACCACCUUCUUCUAUUUUCUCAUCUUUCCUGCCCUGUAAGUAAACAAAAAAGUUUGAAAAAUGAAAAAAACCCAAUGGUCUGAUGAGAUUCCAAUAUAAAAGAUUAGCUCUAAGACAUUAUGAGUCGUGUGAGGAAACAGACCAGAUCUGACCAAAAUACUGUGGAUUAACGGACUGCAGUGCAGAGAUCAAGCAGAGAACAGUCCUUGGUAGCAGGUCGCACCUUUUACUUCCUGGUACUAUCCAUCUUGGACAGACCAAGGCUUAGGCUUUUGUAGAUGUUUUUAGUAUGAUAAGUGAGAAUAGCAUCAGAUGAAGUCUCACGAACCAUUUUUGUAUCUUCAAUGAUAACCUUAGAAAAAUUCUGCUUGUGGAAGCAGGUUGAGUAGUCGUUUGUCACCUCCUUCUUGUAGUAACGUUACUCUCAGACUCAUGACCAUACAUUCUUUCCUGUUUCUUUUUCUUUUUCUCUCUCUCUUUCCUGGUCUCUUCCUGCUUUCCUCCUAAACUCUCUCCCUUCCUUAUAUGCAUGUGUUGCUGCAAAUCUCCAAUUCAGAUGGAGAUGUAUAUGCCUUUACAUAGCCAAUUUUAAAACAGGACUCAAAAUGGAAGACAUGCUGCUGAAUAUGUGUUACUGUUUCUUCAGUGCCAUACUUUGAUACCUUCUAAUUUGUUUACUGAUAUAAAUGCAAAUUGGGAAAAUAAUUAAACCUGUAUGCUGUUCAUGCUGUCAGAUGUUUCUGUAGCUUGCUGCUUAGCAUAACGGAUGGAUGAGAAUUGAAUUAGGAGAUGAUAUGUAAUUUCCCUGUUGCUGUAGAUGGUGGCAGUCUCCACCCUGCUGUGUUGAUCUUUGAAAGCUAUUUAAUUUUAAAGAAGUGAGUCAUAUAGAGACAUGAUCUUGAUACAGCAUUUCUAGCAUUUCUCUAGCACAUUUCAGAGUGACCAAUCUCUUGCACCUGGGAAUUAUAUGUAUUGUUCAAUGGACUGAUACUUUAGGUUGGCCUCACUGUGUCUGUCCUGAUCCUGUGGGUAAGGGAAAGAUUUCCCAGAAGUUUGAAUUGUUUUUAUUUUAGAAUCUAUCUCUACAGGAGAGAAACAUCGUUUUCAUAAACACCAACCAAAAUAAUUUAUAAUCGUUGCCUUUCCCUCCCCUUCUUCCUCACUGAGCCAGCAACUAAAGGUAUUCAGAAAACAAGUUGAUCAAGGUGGGCAGAAGAACUUCUCUUUUUAAACUGUGAGGAAAUGUCCUUAAGUUUGGAUUUUUGCCCUAAAUGAAAGAUGAUAAAUCUAAUGUUCCCAGCACAUCAUGGCCCAGCUUUGUCUCACGGCAGCAAGUGUGUUGAAAAUAAAGCUGCUUUGUGAACAUAGAGGAUGGGACUUUGUUAGACUGGACAAAUUUUGUCAUAAAAUAACAGCUUCUAGGACCACUCUUGCAUUCUGAAAUUCUUAUUCCCAGGGCUCAGCCUUCUCUGUCUACUUUGGCCACUCUCAGAAGGGGAUUAGAAGGCUCUGCCCCUGGCCCCUUUCUUCCCUGUUACUCCUCCCAGCCUUCCUGUAACUUAUAGUCACCCCUCCAUGGCCCAUCAGUGGGGACACAGGAGAAUGUAGGGCUUGCUUUCAUUUUUUCCCCUUAGUUGUGCAAAUUCCAGGUUAGGCCUUGUGGACACUUGUUCACUGUUGUAUCUCAAGUUUGAGAACAAUCCUUGACAAUAUCGUAGGUGCUUGAUAAAUGUUAGUUGAAUAAACAACUUAGUGCCAAGAGGAGCUUUUCUGGUUAAAGAGAAAUUUCUCAAACAGAACUUGAGAAAGGAUACUAAUGAAAUGUGGUCAUCUUAACCCAGGCCAGGACCGAAACUUGUUGGGCUUUCUACUAGUUCUUAUUGUCAUGGCAAUAUUUGCUAACGUGAGCCUUCUUAAAUAAAAAUGAAUUCUCUUUUAGUGGUGGAUGAAAAAGAGAGUUGCUUUCUCAUAAUUCAGUUUGACUUGAUCUGACUCAAAGACUACCAGAAUCCAUGUCUGCUUCCAUUUUUGGUAUUAUCUUUUUCUUCUUUUAAUAAAGUUACUAAAUAUAUGGUAAUUUUUUUUUCAAUUUCCAAUGAAAAUACAUCGUAUUCAUGGCAAGGAGUCGGGUUUGGGAGAAUCUGUGAAAUCAUAUAGCUUACUGAUAUUAAUGAUAUUUUAUUAUGGCUUUGUGUAGACUGUAGCCUCAAAGGAUUUUGUGCUUUCUCCUUUACCUAUGCAAGGCUUUUUAUUGCUUUCCUAUACUUUUAUUAGAUCUAUUGAAUUCUAUUAACAUUUAAUUUUGAUUAUACUGGGCCAUUUGUCCAUUCUGUGGAUUACUUAGCUUAGGCCAUUGGCUUUUCUUUUUCCCUUUUUGUCAUUUCGUGUUCGCAUAUCUUCCUGAGUAAAGUUGCAAGAAAAUAACUAAAAAUGAAAGUCGAAAGGAUUGAUUUGACAAUAUGUCAAUUUCUGAUUUAGAGUUUGGUAUGGUGAAAAAUACUGGCCAAAAUAAGGUAUUUGGAUUAGGAUUAUUUAUUUUAAGCAGUUUAGACUUGUUGGAGGGAGGAGGCAGAAGUGCAUAGACGACUGGAGUCCUCUUCUUUCUUCUUCUGUCCAUGAAUGGAUGCCUUUGGAGGACACCAGUGACUUCCAGUGUUAGAGCAAUGAUUUGCCUCAUUUAACCUUUAAGCUAUCCCAUAAUUCUUCCAGAUCCAGCAUCAAGUUUCAGUUAAUGAAUCAUUCUGAAUAAAUACCAGUUGCAAGUGAUUUUGAAUUGGUCUUCUGACUAAAGUGAAAACUUGUUUUUUUAUAAACCAAGCCACAUGAAUCAGGUAUCACCUUAUUAUAAUCAGAAAAAAACUUCAUUUUUUUUCCCACAACCAAACCAAUGGCUUUAAAGAUAGACAUUUUCUAUUUAUUAAUCCUGCAAAACUGUGUAUCUCAGGUCAUAAAGUACUUUAGGGAUCACUGUCCUAUUAUUCUCUGAAAGAGCUCUUCUAGAGUUUGCCAUUUCUUUUUUCUAGAAUUUUUUUUUUUGACUGCAACUGGUUACUUACUUUCCAUGACCAAGGUCCUGACAGGUGUGUUUUAAUGCAACUAUAAUAAUACUUUUGAGAGUUACCUUGAAAAUUAAAAGCAGUGAAAAAACGUGUAUCUCAUGCUUCAGACAAAAUGUACUCCACAUAAGCAGUAUGGUUGAACACUAAUUUUGGAAUAAGAGAGGGAUGUGUUUUCUUCUCUUUCUUCUUUUUGGAUUUCAUUUCUGGGACAUGAGCCUACUCGUGUUUGGAAGGAAAGCUGCCUUCCUUACAGUCUUCACACUGGGUGUGAAGCAUACUGAACUCAGAAAUCAUCAUCCCUUCAAAUAGCUAAUUAAUGUCGUAGUGUUAGAACGAGGGUGAUGACGCUUCAUCUCUGUUCCUCAGUCCAUGAUGUUGGCAUGAUAGUCAUUUUUGAGAGCCAUACUUUGAAACUAAAAACAAAUUGAGGCAUAACAAAGAUGGUGAAGGAACUUAAUUUAAGAUGUUUGAAGAAUAUUUGAAGGAUUAUGGGACAUUUAGCCUGGGGAAGAGAGAGGAAUAUAAUUAGUGCAUUAGAGUAAGACUCUGGUUCAAAGGGAUGGAAUGAGGCCCACUGAACAGAGGCCAUAAGGCCACAGAUUUGGGCUCCAUGUCAGGGAGAACUUUCUCAAGAAGUUGAUUCACCAUGGAAGGGGCUGCCUUGGGUAAUAGUCUCUGUCAAGCAGAGGCUAGAUAAGAACUCAGCAAAGAUGAUGUGCAGAGGAUCCCAGCACUAAGUGGGGGUUGGACCAGAUGACCUGUUAACUUAAAAUUCUGUGAUGCAGUACUUUGCCUUUCAUAAUGUGUUCCAUUAAAUAUCUAUUGACUCACA